AUUUGAAUUAUUGGCAUUCCCGUCGGACACUUUGUGUGUUUGGAAGGAAAAUUACAGUUUUAAGACUUUGUGUAGUAAGUGAAUCAUGGAUGAUUGUGAAUGGAGUUCGGAGAGUAGCGUGGACUCUGAUGCACUCUCACCACUGCCACCAUUAGUGAUAUGGACCAGCAAACGGUCUACUGCGUGUCCUCCACUGCCAAAUAUAGCAGCAUCCUACGGCGCAUCUUAUGGAACACAUCACCACGCAAAUGCUGAAAGCGGCAAUCAAGUAGCGACCUCUGAAUUCUCCUACGCAUAUAAUGCUCCCCAGCGAUCCUUAUUCAGCUCUUGGAACACAUCAAUAUCUACCUCCGGUGCCCUUCAAGAUCAUCCUUUGCUGGAGAAUGUGGCAGACUUUAUGGAGCAAAUACCAGAGUUCCAGGGGAGCAACGAUACAAACGCUACUGAAGUUUCAACAACAGCUGUUGAAAACCCAUGCUCUAAUCCCAUGACACCGGCAGUGGACACUGAAAAAAGAUCGCAAGACAAAAGUAACCAAACUGUGAACUAUCCCGUUUCGGUUUCAGAUCACUACACAGGCCACGGGCACGUAGCGUACGACUCGGAAGAUAGCACCUACUCAAGAAAGUCGGCCGAUGUGGACGUUCACACAAUCAGACGCUCUCCAGUAUCUCCUCGACCGUCUAGCAUAUCUGAGGAUCCCAGACAUCACGAUCGUCAAACACUGAACAAUAUCCCCACCUCUGAGUGGGUUUUUGAGGAAGAUUGUCAACUUCAAACUGACCUUACUCAACAUGAAACGUCGCUCAGCAAAGAAACAGAUAAGUCACUCGAUCCCCAGCAUGAUACGCUUGAUCGAGCACAUUCACAUCAUGGAGAAAAGCCGCUUAAAUGUAAGCAUAGCGAUAACUUAUUUCCUGCUCAAUCUUGUUUGACAUCUCAUGAAUGUACACAUCCAGAAGAGAACUCUUUCACAUGUAAAGUGUGCGAUAAAACCUUCAAUACGCGAUAUAAUCUUAACCGUCAUGGACGUGUUCACUCAGGAGAGAAACGCUUUACGUGCAAAUACUGCGCUAAGUCAUUCAGAAGUAAAUCUAAUCUUACUGUUCAUGAACGCAUCCAUGCCGGGGAGAAGCGGUUUAAGUGUGAUCACUGUGAUCAAUUGUUUACCCACCAUCGCAACCUACGAGUUCAUGAACGUAGGCAUACCGGACAGAGGCCUUUUAACUGUAAAUUAUGUGGCAAGGCAUUCAGACAAUCAUCACAUCUCCAAAAUCAUCAACGCAUCCAUACUGGAGAGAAACCUUUCAAGUGUCAACAAUGUGGUACGGCAUUCAAGCAAACAUCAGCUCUUACACAUCACCAACGAAUUCAUACUGGAGAGAAACCAUUUCUGUGCAAGGAAUGUGGAAAGUCGUUCAAUCGGAAAUACAACCUCACAGUUCAUGCAAUCAUGGAUGACUGUGAAUGGAAUUCGGAGAGUAGCGUGGCCUCUGAUGCACUCUCACCUUUGGCACCAUUAGUCAUAUGGACCAGCAGAAGGUCUACUGCGUGUCCUUCACCGCCAAAUAUAGCAGCAUCAUACGGCACAUCUUAUGGAGCACAUCACCACGCAAAUGCUGAAAGCGGCAAUCAAGGAGCGACCUCUGAAUUCUCCUACGCAUAUUAUCCUCCUCAGCGUUCCUCAUUCAGCUCUUGCAACACAUCAAUAUCUACCUCCGAUGCCCUUCAAGAUCAUCCUUUGAUGGGGGACGUGGCAGACAAGUUCAGGGAGCAACUACCAGAGUUCCAGAGAAAUACAAAUACAAACGCUACUGAAAUUUCAACAACAGUUGUAGAAAACCCAUGCUCUUAUCCCAUGACGUCGGCAGUGGACACUGACAACAGAUCGCAGGACAACAGUCACCAAACUACUACCUAUCCCGUCUCAGUUUCAGAUCACUACACAGGCCAUGGUCAAGUAGCUUAUGACUUGGAAGAUGUGAAUUGCUCAAGCAAGUCUGCCGAUGUGGACUUUCACAUCUACGGACGUAUUCCAGUAUCUCCUCUGUCGUCUAGCUUUUCUGAGGAUCCUAAACAUCACGAUCUCCAAGCGUUCAACAAUAUUCCCACCUCUGAGUCCUUUUCGGAGGAAGAUUGUCAACUUCAAAUUGACCUUUCUCUACCUGAAACGUUGCUCAGCAAGGAAAUAGAUAAGUCACGCGAUCGCCAGCAUGAUAAUUCGUUCACUUGUAAAGUGUGCGAUAAAACCUUCAGUAGGCGAUAUAAUCUGACCCGACAUGAAACGGUUCACUCAGGUGUGAAACCUUUUACGUGCAAGUACUGCGCUAAGUCAUUCCGUGAUAAAUCCGGUCUUACCCGUCAUGCACGUGUCCAUACCGGGGACAAGUCGUUUAAGUGUGAUCACUGUGAUCAAAUGUUCACCGAAAAUUACAGCCUACGAGUUCAUGAACGUACGCAUACCGGAGAGAAGCCCUUUCAGUGUAAAUUAUGCGGCAAGGCAUUCACGCAAACAUCACAUCUCAGAGAUCAUGAACGCAUCCAUACUGGAGAAAAACCGUUCAAGUGUAAAGUAUGUAACAAGGCAUUCAGACAAAAAUCAAAUCUCACACGUCAUCAACCCAUACAUUCUGGAGAGAAAUAAUGUUUGUGCAAGGAAAGUGGAGAGCCUGUCCAUAGAAAAUCCAGCCUCGCAGCACAUGCACGAACCCAUUCCUAAGAGAUAGGGAUCAUGUGUCAACGAUCGUGGCAAAUCUUUCGUUGCGAAAAACUCUCUUUGAAAGAUUAAGAACGGACAAACACUCUUAAACAGAGGCUUUUUGAAAAUCAUAGGAAAUCACGAAUUUUAUGUCCGUUUUGAAUCGUUAGUAAACUCAAUGCCGAUGAGAGGCUGAUCUGAUCUGCAUUUUAAUACCCGCUUGCUUACACGCUGAAUUCACCAAUAAUAAUAAUGUGUAACAUCAAAAACAUUAUUUUGUGCCAUUGUAUUUAAGCUGAUAUGUACUAUUUUAUUCCAUGUUGUCCUUUGCACAUCUUACACAGACGGAGCGUAUUUCCAUUGUAACUAAGAAGCCCUUUCGAAUGUCGAAUGCUAGUAUACUACUUCAAGAGCACGUACGCCUGGUAUGGAUAUUUGCGGUUGCGGAGGAGAUCUGCUGUGUUCAAGUUCGCGUCUAACGCUACAAAUUUUCGGUCUGUAUAUAUCUUUUUGGUCCCAUGUGUAAUAUUGUAUAGUCCUGUUCUAGUCUUCGCCCGUCAAAUUUUCUAAUACUAUCUCAAUGUUCA
Molecule: messenger RNA, 3285 nt
Organism: Sycon ciliatum
Lineage: Eukaryota; Metazoa; Porifera; Calcarea; Leucosolenida; Sycettidae
Product: zinc finger protein 271-like
Exons: 2
Coding region: 86-2644 (852 amino acids)
Biological process (GO): regulation of transcription by RNA polymerase II
Molecular function (GO): DNA-binding transcription factor activity, RNA polymerase II-specific; RNA polymerase II cis-regulatory region sequence-specific DNA binding
Source: RefSeq, a predicted model, not a curated record